GAAGCGGAUAAAAUCGUAUUAAUACACCUAUCGUCCAAAGCGGAUAAUUCCUCGCAAGCUUACGAACCGCACCAAUGAUCGACCGACCAAAUGGUUUUUAUCAUGGAGGAAAAAAAAACUUGGGAUGAAACAUAUGAGCCAAUCGUUCUUAAGGUUUUGCCCCUAAUACCUCUCGUCAAGACAAAAAACCGUAGAGGUCGUCGGCAAAAUCAUAUCUUAGACAUAAAGUCAAGUUUGGUUGUGUCAUUCUUGGGGUCAAGAUCGACGUAAAAUUACACGUCUUCCCAUGUAUAGUCGGCAUGAAGGUUCUGUCACUGUCGAGCUGUGGUUCAGUCUCUUGGGGUCUGGUCUACAUUGUGUUCGCUAAACAAAUAAAUGUCCGAAUGAGCCACAUUUAAUCUUUGUCCCGGCUAUAUUACUAUAUUGUUAUGUGCUCUUUAAUGUGAACACUAACAUAACUAUCGUAGAAAAAGGAAAACAAAGUGGAUGGGGACAUGUCGAGUUGACUAGCAGUACGAGGACAGGUAUUCGUGGAUGGUGACAGGUCGCCUCUGCAAGAUCGUCACCCAGUGCGACCCACAUCACAUGUCAGCAGUCCUUCCUCUUAUUGAUCUGAACAUUGCGGAAUCAAAGCAAUGAAAGGCUCCGAAACCAACCAGAUUGUUCCCAUCCCACGGAUGUUCAUUUUGGUGCCCCUUUAGCAUCCCAAGGCCAUGCAUUCAAGUGUCCGAGAAAUGUCAUGAGACAGGAUGAACCGUACACUAAGGCUUGAUGUUUUGUGUGCAUUCCGCAACGGGAAUGAUCAGUAUGUUUAUAAACAACUAUUUAUGAUACAUUUCUCGUUACCAUCUUCUUGAACCCGUGAUGAAAGAGAUGGUCAGUCUUUGCGGAAGCCAACAAAUCCAAUUUCAUCCUCGUCUGUGGAAAGUCUCGCAUAGAUUCCAUAGGUUUUGGAUGGUGCUGACCGUUAACUAAUCUUUAUGUGCAUGGUUACAUGACCUUCCUCGUUUACCUUAGGUGAUAUGUGUUACACAGAUGUCAAAUAACUUCGUUCCGGUAUUACUACGAAGCUAGUCGUCCAAGUCGUCGAUCUGGCCGACCUCUCUGCUUUCUUGCCAGUAUUCAUGGUGUUUACACUGGAAUGAUUCCGUUCAGGAUGGCACAGGCCGACGUUAGGAUGGUGACAUGACAUGUCUGGUUGUUGGCUUCCUCUAUGCCUGACACUUGAUAUAUUUCCCCUACCAAAAUAUGAACUGCCAAGACCGGACCAUAGCCACUGCAUCUGAUAUGGUCUUCACCGUUAUAUAGCAAGCCGAAGAGAGGCUCUCUCUCUCUCUCUCUCUCUCUCUCCUGCAUCCAACAUAGGAUAGGAGCAAACAAGCAGCCCUGCCUCGCGCAAUCGCCAAGAUGAAGGGGGGGAACUCACCGCAUGCCGAAGCCGCAGCGCUGUCGCCAUGUGGCCGUCGCGCGGCGAUCCAAGACAUCAGUCGAGCGCAUGAACUCGUGAGCCAACUGCAAGCUGUUCUCCUGCACUUGCCUGCUGGUAGCUGGUCGCAGCUGGGACAAGACAUGGCGAAGCAGAUACUGCAGCUCACCACCUCCGCUCUCUCCACCCUCCAAUUCUGCGGCUGUGGGGCAUCCGACGACGGCGGAACUGGCAAUUGUUCCGGCGAACUGAGCAAGAGCUCGGAGGGAAGGGAUGGGCUUCAUGGCCGUCAGACAAGGAGGAAGAACAAAACAGCGACCAAGGUUAAGACGACUGUGCCCUAUGAGGAUGGCUAUCAAUGGAGGAAGUAUGGGCAGAAAACUAUCAACAAUGCAAUGUAUCCGAGGUGCUACUACAAGUGCACUUACAGGGACGAGCAAGGAUGCCCGGCGACGAAGACAGUGCAGCAACAGGAUAGCUAUGCCGACCCACCCACUUUCAUGGUGGAGUACAGCAUGAAACACACCUGCAAAACCCCCCAGACCAUCUUCCCCGUACUGAUGGUGGAAUCCUCCCCACAGAAAGCCUCCCUCCAUGGCAGCGAUUCCACCGGAUCAUCGGAGUUGCAGGACCUGCACCUUUCUCCUCCCUCGUCGGUCGUCACCCAUAGCGAGAGCCACGACAAGUACUCGUCGAGCAAUGAACAAGAACAGCCAUGUCAACACGAAGGCUUGAUGCCAGUAAACACGCUUGACGAAUUGGAUAUGGAGUCGAUGGAUAUGUUCAUGGGAAACUUUGAUGGAUGGUUCUACGUUGAAUGAGGCCAGUCAACUUUAGACUUCCUACAUAUAUAUAUAUAUAUAUAUAUAUAUAUAUAUAUAGAGAGAGAGAGAGAGAGAGAAGGCUUGAAGAAAGCCUGACUAUAUGAAAAUAAGAUGCCUCUGUUAAUUGCUGUUAUUGAUAGCAGCAAUCAUUUUGUUGAUUGUUAAGUACGAUUGCAAUUACUUAACAUCCAA
Molecule: messenger RNA, 2442 nt
Organism: Musa acuminata AAA Group (dessert banana)
Lineage: Eukaryota; Viridiplantae; Streptophyta; Magnoliopsida; Zingiberales; Musaceae
Product: probable WRKY transcription factor 70
Exons: 3
Coding region: 1408-2247 (279 amino acids)
Biological process (GO): regulation of DNA-templated transcription
Molecular function (GO): DNA-binding transcription factor activity; sequence-specific DNA binding
Source: RefSeq, a predicted model, not a curated record